ACCUUUCAAGUCAGUAGUUGCGACCAAUGUAGUUGUUAUUGAUUUGAUCAAUAGACGAUGAAGUCAAGUGACAAGUCAAGUACAAUUUGUAGGAUGAAAGUAGAUAGUAUAAAUAUGAUAAUACAGCAAUAGAGAUGUACGAUUCCUCGAAAAAAGUAUUCGAAUCGAACAGUAAUAAUCGAUUCUUGGGAAUCUAUUGAUGUUUUUCGACAUUAGUGUAGAGACUGUAGAGUUGGAAAGGAAUCGUUAACAUAAUUUUUCGUAACAAGAAUCGAAUACUUAGUAAUUAAUUAAGCAAAACUGUACGUUCUCCAAGUAAAAAUAUUGUGCUGGACGUGCUCCCGUGAGAAACGAAAACAUCAGUCGAUAAACCAAGUUGAUUUGGAAACAAAGUUUGCUGCACGAGGGAGUGAGAGAAACAAAUGUCAUGGACUCAAAAGUAGUCAGUAUCUGUCUUCGUUUGCUACUAUUAGUCGGCGUCGCGCUGACACUCGCGAUCGCAUGCUGCCUGCACUACUACGUCCACGACGACACCGCGCCUGUAGCUUCUCCCGCGCGAUCGGAGGACGAGCGGCAGGAGGCGGCGGUGGUGAGGAUGGCAGGAAACCUGCGCGCGGCUGCGCUCAGGGCGGUGAUCCUCGGGGCGCCGGGCUCCGGAAAGGGCACCAUCUCCGCGCGCAUCGUCGACCAGUUCAGCGUUUGUCACUUGUCCAGCGGCGACAAGCUUCGCCAGCACAUAGCCAAUCGUACAGCACUGGGACAAGAGGUGAAGAAAUAUCUGGACUCCGGUAGCCUCGUGCCAGACGAAACGAUGAUAGCGCUUAUCAGCGAGGAGAUAAAGGCUGUCGGCGAUCGAAACUGGCUGCUCGACGGAUUUCCCAGGACGCUAUCGCAGGCCGAGGCCCUCCAAAGGAUCCACCCAGUGUCGCUGGUCAUCAGCAUGAACGUGCCCGACGCCGUGAUACUGGAGAGGUUGAAGAACCGAUGGGUGCAUCUGCCGAGCGGCCGAGUCUACAACAUCGGCUUCAACGACCCCAAAGUCAAGGGCUUGGACGACGUGACUGGCGAGCCGCUGAUGCAGCGCUCCGACGACCAGCCGGAGAUAGUGCAAGCGCGCCUGGACCAGUACGCGGCCAAAACGAGGCCGGUGAUCGACUACUACCGCGAGCUGAACCUGCUGCGCUCGUUCUCCGGCCAGACGACCGACGCCAUGUGGCCGAGCAUCCGCGAGCUAGUCGCCCAGUACGCCUAGGCGACGGAGCCUGCCGAGCGCCACACGCUGUGAUAAAGGCCAAGCACGGCUGUACGCGGUGAAAACGCACAGGCCGCGAGCACGUUACUCGCCGCGGCGAGCCGACUCUUCCAUUAGUUCAUAUAUUUGUAUAGCGACGUACAGUUUUAUCGCGGUCAAUUAUUUUUGUUUUCAUUUUUAUGUGUAAUAAAGAGCUCGAGGAUUGUGUGUCUAA
Phymastichus coffea is the source of this 1466-nucleotide messenger RNA. It is a transcript of the gene Ak3, whose product is annotated as GTP:AMP phosphotransferase AK3, mitochondrial. Bases 428 to 1252 code for a protein of 274 amino acids. Gene Ontology annotation, biological process: nucleobase-containing compound metabolic process. NCBI's taxonomy places the organism in Eukaryota, Metazoa, Arthropoda, Insecta, Hymenoptera, Eulophidae. The transcript is spliced from 5 exons. Gene Ontology annotation, cellular component: cytoplasm; mitochondrion. The record is from RefSeq and is a predicted model, not a curated record. Gene Ontology annotation, molecular function: ATP binding; AMP kinase activity.